This is a messenger RNA of Dentiscutata erythropus, 387 nucleotides long. The record is from the annotation of a GenBank genome assembly. NCBI's taxonomy places the organism in Eukaryota, Fungi, Glomeromycota, Glomeromycetes, Diversisporales, Gigasporaceae.
AUGGUUAGAAUUUCAGUUUUGAACGACUGUCUUAAUAAUAUUGUCAAUGCAGAAAAACGUGGCAAACGUCAAGUGUUAGUUCGACCUUCGUCUAAGGUCGUCAUCAAAUUUUUAAGUGUAAUGCAAAAGCAUGAGUAUAUCGGUGAAUUCGAAGUAAUUGAUGAUCAUCGAUCUGGAAAAAUCGUUAUUCAGCUAAACGGUCGACUGAACAAAUGUGGAGUCAUAUCACCUCGCUUCAAUAUUAAAUUAGUGGAUCUCGAAAAAUGGGUCAACAAUUUGUUACCUUCACGUCAGUUUGGUUACUUAGUUUUAACCACAAGUGCUGGAAUUAUGGAUCAUCACGAAGCUAGACGAAAGCAUAUUGGUGGAAAACUUCUUGGUCUGUAA